This is a messenger RNA of Physella acuta, 909 nucleotides long. Its product is annotated as ficolin-1-like. Lineage: Eukaryota; Metazoa; Mollusca; Gastropoda; Physidae. The record is from RefSeq and is a predicted model, not a curated record.
CACAGCGAUGGGCCUCUACUGUUUGAUUUUAUUUGUGUUGGCUAUUCUGCUGUUCUCUCAACAGUUCAACUGCUCAAACACAGAAAACUAUGCAGAGAAGAGAUCUUUUCCUACCGGUAUUUAUGAUGCCCCUCGUUGCAGCACUCCAUAUUGUUUGACAUCACAUGGAAAUAGCAGACCAGGCUGUGAAAGAAAUACCAUGGGUGCAUGUUACAAAAAGUAUGAAGUUUUCGAAUCACUCGGCGGAAAACGCGUACUGUGUGACACUAAGACUGAUGGUGGUGGAUGGAUCGUUAUCCAGCGUCGGAUCAAUGGCAUCGAGAAUUUUAAUAGAAACUGGGCAAACUAUAGCGUAGGAUUUGGCUCACUUGAUGGUGACUUCUGGAUGGGAAAUGAUUUUAUCUCACAGCUAACCUACUCGGGCUACACUGAAUUGAGGAUUGACAUGGGAUAUAAAGGUAAAUCCUACUAUGCCGAGUACGAGAACUUGUUGGUAAAGGAUGAAGCGGCUAAGUAUCAGAUCUCUUUCAACUUCAAGAAAGGUAACGUGGAAGACGAAUUCACUUUUCACGUUAAUAUGUUUUUUUCCACACAUGACAGGGAUAAUGAUAUAUGGCCUCAAAACUGUGCUUACUAUAGACAUGGCGGCUAUUGGUUUAAAUGGUGUACUAGAUCAAAUCUAAAUGGGAAAUGGCAACUUAAAAACGUAUUCCAUGAGGGAGUUACUUGGAUUUCGUUGACUGGGACUCACGAUUCUCUAGACUUUACUGAGAUGAAAGUACGUCGGCCUUGAUGACCAAUGAUGAUUUGUAAUCUGUUACUGUGUGUGGUGGGCUGUUGUUUCCAUAUUGAUAUAUCUUUUGAGAAAUUGUAAAAGAAUAGCUUCAUACUGAUCAAUAUCAGUGUUUC